This is a messenger RNA of Spirometra erinaceieuropaei, 996 nucleotides long. NCBI's taxonomy places the organism in Eukaryota, Metazoa, Platyhelminthes, Cestoda, Diphyllobothriidea, Diphyllobothriidae. The record is from the annotation of a GenBank genome assembly.
AUGGACGACGAGCGACUACCCAAACGACUCUUCUACGGAGACGUCGCGACGGGUUCUCGCCGUCAAGGAGGCCAGAUUCGCCGUUACAAGGAUACCCUGAAGUCCUCCCUGAAAUGCCUGCAAAUCAACCCCACCAACUGGGAGGAGCUCGCACUCGAUCGACCGACCUGGAGGCGGACAGUGAAGACAGGCGCUGCGAUCUACGAAGCCAACCGCAUCGCUGCCGCCAAAGCGAAACGUGAAGUCCGCAAAUCGCGACUUCGCCCAGUAAGCAACGCCGCCGCACAACCGCUUCCAACGUGUCCUCGAUGUCAACGGACAUUCCGGGCUCGAAUCGGACUUGUUGGACAUCUUCGGAUUAACUGCGCCUCUCGAACGGCACCAACCAUCGUCCCCCCGCCUGCCUCUUCCUCUUCCUCCUCCUCUCCGCCGCCAACUAACCCUGACAAUUCUUCUGACCCACCACUUCCAUCAUCCUCCUUCUCCUCCUCCUCCUCCUCCUCCUCCUCCUCCUCCUCGCCCACUGCUCCAACGGCGGCCGCUCAAGCGACUGUCCCGCGCACAGCAACCGACACUACCACCACCUCCCCCGACUCCAGGGAUGAGGAUCAGGACUACACCUGCCCUCACUGCGACCGUACCUUUACCUCACACAGCGGCCUUGACCGCACUCCCGACAUACCCACUACAUCCAACACAUCCACCGUGCACACCCCCACCUUCGUUCCAUCCGUCCGCGCCACCACCACCACCGCCUCCUCUGAAGCUGACACUGACACCGCCGACUUCUCAUGCCCACACUGUCCACGCACAUUCACCUCACGCAUCGGCUUGGUCGGUCACUUGCGAAUCCAUCGCACAGAGACUGGCGAACCAGUGCCUGGAGCACCCACCUAUACCCACCAAGCUCGUCUCAACUGCCCACACUGUCCUCGCACCUUCACGCAUCGCAUGGGCCUUUUCGGCCACAUGCGCAUCCACGACGACCUGCGGUAG